Messenger RNA from Emiliania huxleyi CCMP1516, 1613 nucleotides. RefSeq lists its product as hypothetical. The transcript has 6 exons. Lineage: Eukaryota; Haptophyta; Isochrysidales; Noelaerhabdaceae. The record is from RefSeq and is a predicted model, not a curated record. Bases 95 to 1369 code for a protein of 424 amino acids.
UUCGCGCCGCCUGCGCCUCCCGACAGCCUGCCGCCGCCUCGCGACGCGGACAUGCGCUCGCCGGUUGUCCUCCGGCGCCGCAGCUCGUCACGGCAUGCAGGCGGCGGAGGCGGCGGCGGGCGGCGAGCCGUCCGCCGGCGUGAUGCAGCGGCACGGCAUCCCGAUAGCGAUGUGGACUGCCGUGAGCCUCAACGUGGCUGCCUUCUUCUCGCAGGGCGACGAGGGCGUGCAGAUCCUGUUCCACCUGGAGGAGUUUGAGGCGCCGCUGCUCUCGCCCGACACGCCGCAGGAGCGGCUGACGGAGCGCCUCGAGAGGGUGGCGCGCGGCGCGCCGCUCAACGACUCGCUCAAGCUCGCCCUCGCCCAGUCGGCAGGCCUCUCCGGCAGGCUCAUCGACAUCGCCCUCGGCGCGGAGCCGAACGCGUCGCAGACGGCGCGCAACCACGCGGCCAAGGUGGUCGAGUACAUCUGCGCCUCGCCGCCCGCCGCCCUCCUCUUGCUCGAGCGCGGAGAGCACGCGAGGCUGGUUCGCGCUGUCGCCGACCCGGACGCGGCGCUCUACCUGCGCAAGACCUUCGCCGCCGCCCUCUGCUCGAUGGCGGCCCUCCCCGAGGCGGUCCCUCUCCUCGCAGCAGAGGGCGCCGUCGGGGCGCUCCACGCCGCGCAGGCCUCCUCGCAGGCGGUCCGGCGGAAGAAGGCGUGUGGAGGUUGCGCUGGGGAGGCUCGCGGCGGCGAUCGCAGCGAGGCGCGCCCUCCCGCCCCCGCCCGAGGGAGGGCCCACCCCUCUCUGCUCACUGCUGCGGCGCGCGAGCUAGGCCGCCCGCCGACAUGGCCGCCCGCCGAGCUCGCCCGGCUGCCCGCGGCGGAGCGGGCCCUCGUGGCCGAGUACGCGGCCGCAGAGGCGGAGGCGCGGGCCCAGCCCCUGCACGCGGCCCGCUCCUCCCUCAUCGAGUCGGGCGUGCUGCUCUACCUGCACACCGCGGGGGGCGGCGCGGCGUGGGGGCUCUUCGAGUCGGUCCGCCAGCGGCUCGACCGCGCCGCCCUCGUCCAAAACGUGGCGCGCACCUCGCUGGUGACCUGCUUCGUGCCCAUCCUGCUCGUGGGCGGCGUGGUGACGGCGUACAACAAGUGGAACAAGGCGACCGACACGGUCGAGGAGAAGUUCCGCCUCUACUUUGCACUCGCGCUCGCCCUGUACCCCUCCGGCCGGCUGCUGCAGUGGGUCGAGACCUUCGCGCCUCUCUGGCUCGGCGGGCACAUCGUCGGCUUCGCCUCCUUCUUCACGUGGACGCUGUACACCGAGUCGGACCUGAUGCGCAGCGACCGCGAGCUGGAGCAGGCGCGAGGCGCGGCGAGGCAGGCGGCGUGAGGAGGGGGUCGUGAUGGCGCGCGAAGGCAGCGCGGUGGACGGCACGGCGCUCGGCGGUCCAUCCGAUGUUAACGUUCCCUUCUUCGACUCGAGCUCGUCUCCGGUGGACCGCUGAGCCGAGGGGGGAGAGAAGAGUGCAGUGGCGAGAGAGCAUCAGAGAGGUUGUUGUUGAUGUGAGAAUGUAAAGUGCUAAUUGGUCAAGACGAGCGUCACGUACUUGGAUAACCAAAAAAAUUCUUAACUU